Messenger RNA from Podarcis muralis (Common wall lizard), 4129 nucleotides. It is a transcript of the gene STRBP, whose product is annotated as spermatid perinuclear RNA binding protein. Gene Ontology annotation, cellular component: precatalytic spliceosome. Lineage: Eukaryota; Metazoa; Chordata; Lepidosauria; Squamata; Lacertidae. Gene Ontology annotation, molecular function: single-stranded RNA binding; double-stranded RNA binding. The record is from RefSeq and is a predicted model, not a curated record.
CUGGUCCGGGCCCAGCCUAUGGGGGCGCUGGGCGCUGUCACGUGGCCCUGGAGCCCCCGAACGCUGCCUGCUGCGGAGCUUGCAAGAGCCGGACCGAGCCGGGCCGGGGGGACUGUGUGGAGGCGGAGAUCCAUCCGAUCGUUUGCAAACGAUGACCGGCACGUGAUGAUGAAGCACUCAACCAUUUACCCGUCUCCAGAAGAACUCGAAGCUGUCCAGAACAUGGUUUCCACAGUGGAGUGCGCCCUCAAGCAGGUCUCCGAUUGGAUGGAUGAAAUGAGCAGGUCCAGCAGGGCCGAGGGCAGCAUGGACAGCAAGGAGGAGCCUUCAGACGUGGGCAGCGGCAAGGACCAUGGUGGCCGGGUCUUGUGUGGAGUGAUGAGGAUUGGCUUGGUAGCGAAAGGUCUGCUGAUAAAAGACGACAUGGACUUGGAGCUGGUUCUUAUGUGCAAAGAGAAGCCCACUGAGACCUUACUGUCUCUCGUCAAAGACAACCUCCCCAUCCAAAUCCAGAAACUCACAGAGGAGAAAUAUCACGUGGAGCAUCAUGUGAGUGAGGCAGCCAUCAUCAUCCGUAGCACAAAGGAGCUUCCACUAACUCUCAAGGUGACCCUAACCUCCCCUCUAAUCCGGGACGAAGCUGAGAAGAAGGACGGAGUAGACAGUGUUCCGAUGAAAGACCCUCCGGACUUACUCGACAGGCAGAAAUGCCUUGAUGCUUUGGCGUCUCUGCGGCACGCCAAAUGGUUCCAGGCAAGGGCAAAUGGACUAAAGUCCUGUGUGAUUGUGCUGCGUAUUCUGCGAGAUUUGUGCAACAGAGUCCACACUUGGGCGCCGCUGAAAGGAUGGCCACUGGAGCUCAUUUGUGAGAAAGCCAUAGGCACGUGCAAUAGACCCUUGGGUGCUGGUGAAGCUCUGCGGCGAGUGAUGGAGUGUUUGGCAUCAGGGAUCCUGCUACCUGGUGGGCCUGGUGUGCAUGAUCCAUGUGAGCGGGAGCCAACGGAUGCCUUGUCCAACCUGACUGUUCAACAGAGAGAAGCCAUUACCCACAGUGCCCAGCAUGCCUUGAGACAGUCAGCUUUUGGGCAGAUCUACAAGGUGCUGGAAAUGGAUCCUCUCCCUUCCAAUAAGUCGUUCCAGAAAUAUUCCUGGUCAGGAUCCGACAAAGAAGGUGCAGGCUCUUCCGCUUUGAAGAGGCCUUUUGAAGAUGGGUUGGGAGAUGAGAAAGACCCAAAUAAAAAGAUGAAGCGUAACUUGAGGAAAAUCCUUGACAGCAAAGCAAUAGAUCUCAUGAAUGCUUUGAUGCGUCUCAAUCAGAUACGGCCUGGAUUGCAGUACAAGCUCCUUUCUCAGUCUGGCCCUGUCCAUGCCCCGGUCUUCACCAUGUCAGUUGAUGUGGAUGGCACGACGUAUGAAGCUUCAGGGCCUUCCAAGAAAACCGCCAAGCUUCAUGUUGCAGUGAAGGUUUUGCAAGCAAUGGGCUACCCCACCGGUUUCGACGUGGACAUGGAAUGUACGAGCUCUGAUGAGAAGUCAGACACUGAAGGCAAAAACGAGACAGUCUCUUCAAACUCAAGCAAUAACACUGGAAACUCUACAAUCGACACCUCUGCUACCUUGGAGGUGAGAACUCAGGGUCCCAUCCUCACAGCUAGUGGCAAGAAUCCGGUGAUGGAGCUCAAUGAGAAGCGGCGAGGUCUCAAGUAUGAGCUCAUUUCAGAGACAGGCGGCAGCCAUGACAAGCGCUUCGUGAUGGAGGUAGAAGUAGAUGGGCAGAAGUUCCGAGGGGCUGGUCCCAACAAGAAGGUGGCCAAGGCAAGCGCAGCUUUGGCAGCUCUCGAGAAGCUCUUCUCUGGCCCCAACGCAGCUGCCAACAAAAAGAAGAAGAUGCUGCCCCAGACAAAAGGGAUCGUAAACACAGCCAUGUCUGCAGCGGUCCAAGUGGCUCGAGGAAGAGGGAGAGGGGCCCUCACACGGGGCGCAUUUGUUGGGGCAACAGCUGCCACUGGCUACCUAGCACCAGGCUAUGGGGCACCCUACGGAUACAGCACAGCUACUGCCGCACCAGCUUACGGGAAAAGAAAAGAAAAAAGCUCGUUUAUAUUUUUUUUAAUUCUCAACUUUCCUGAACUCCCAAAAAGCAAUACAACCCACCCCGGCUCUUAAAACCACAGCAAUAGAUGUACAAAAAGAAUGUCGUUUGGCUACUUCUGCAUUUCACUAAGGAAGGAACAACCCUGUCAAAAAGAGGAUUGGGGUUUUUUUGCAUUCUGAGCACUGGGUUAGCUGCUCUGGUCAAAUUGUUGGCACUCCAGUCUGGGCUUUUGAGUCUGAGCAAUGGGAGGGAACAUUUUUUCUCUCUCUCUCCACUCCCCCCCCACCUGCCCGCCCCCUGGAUUGCAGCAAUGGGGUGGGAAGUUUCCUGGUUUCUAGAUGGGGGUUUUUUUGGGCGGGGGGGAGUUAAGAAAGCUUCACUCCUUAUGCACAACUUUGUGAAACUUAUAGGCUCUUUCACCUGCAAAUAAAUGUGCCCCCACUGCUGCUGCUGCCCCCGUCUCCAUUAGCAUUUGCCCUAGAAACCUCAUGGCCUGAAGGAUGCCAUUGGAGGGCACUGGGUCCAUGGGGAACAAGCAAAUUCCUUAGGGGGGAAUCCAGCCCAAUUGCUAGCAAGAGAGUGCAGAACCUUUGGCUUCAGAUUAUAGCUCAGCAGUGGAUCUUCUGUGUGGCUUUGGUUAAGAGCCAGCUCUUUCCUAUAAAAUGGGAGCAAUAAGCCUACCUUGCAACCCCGCCCCCCCUUGCAAGGACAGGUGUAUCACUUAUAUUAUCAAUGCAGCCAAUCCUCAAGUCCUGUUGGAAUUUUUGGGGGGUCGGGGGAAGAGCCGCCCUCUUAUUCCAGCAGAGCUUGUGAGGGAUGAGCCCUCCAGGCUGUGUCCUGGGGGGUGGUAUAUCUCCAUAGCAAGUGAAUCCUUGCUAUACCUGCUUCUCAGGAGGUUUAAUAGAAAUCACGCUUCCAGCCAUUCUGGACUUCUGUUCAUAAAGUUAGGCUUGAGCUGUGGCUGGAAGAGGAAUAGCACUUCUAUUUGUUGGCCCAGAGAAUGUUUCUGUUUCUUCCUUUUCAACCAUGCUGCUGUUUCACUGCACCUUACUGUUAAUAGGCUUUCCUCUGUAGUUUUUUCCACUUGUGAAAUGGAAUGUAAAUAUCCAGGGAGGAUUUUCUGUUUUUCUUUUUUUACAUAUUUAUUUCUUUGGUUAAAUACCAAUUUAAGUUGUGUUUUUAGUGUCCUGCUCAAGGAAUUGACCGCAAGGAAAAUAUUAUUUGUGUUUUGUCUUAAGACACCAUUAGCACUGAGGCAGGCAGCAUUCAGAGGACUGCUUAGUGGAAGAGUGCCUGCUUUGCAUGCAGAAGGUCCCAGUUGAACCCCCAUGGCAUCUCCACAUGGGCCUGGGAACCCUGGAGAGCCACUGUCAAUCAGCGUAGGAGCUGGGUGGACCCCAAUAGGGUGACCUGGUUCCUAACACACUUCUGAGCAGGUGGUUCAAUUACUGUUGUCCUCACUGAAAAAUCCUCAGUUUAGAGCUCUCUCUUUCUCUCUUUUGUGUUCCAUCUGAAUGACCUAAAUGCAGCGCAGCUGGACCAGAGAGUAGCCUGGUUUGUGUCUGGGUGGGGAACCCGUGGUUGGGGGCUGAUGACAGCUGGAGUCCCCAGUUUCCCCAACACUCUCUUAGUCCAGAGCCCACCCUGCUGGUGGCAGCCCUGGUCCCCAGCACCCAGUAAUUUAGCAGCGGGUGACCUCUAGACGGUUCUGUUUGGGGCACCUGCAGUUAUAAUGAUGAAAAAGCCUUACCUUCACUCCGUGAGUCUGCCUAAUUCCCCCCUUUUAAAGCAGCCUGUGCUGAAGCGGCCAAACUUUUUCUGGCACUGAAUCCCCACCCAUUUUAGACGCUGCAGUCCUUGAGGUGGGGGGCUGGUGCUUCCACAGGCCAUAACCCACACCCCCUUUUCUGGGCUUGUGCUGAAACCACCACCCUCAUUUGCUGGCUUCUGAAGAACAGAAGAGGAUGUCCCAUAAUAACUGUCAUGAAUAAGAAAUGAAUGUUUUCUUAUCAAUAAUUAAAUCUGAUCACUUAA